GCACCAAAGUGUAGAGCACACUGUAAUCAGUUUCAAUAAAAAUGUUUGCGAGUCUCAAAAGUAAGAUAAAAGAGGAGACUGGGAGCGAUAUCAGUAAACUAACGAGUAGUUGGCGAAAUGGUGCAUUUUUAGGCAGAAUUACACUCAGAGACGAUUCGUCAACUGCAAGUCCUUCAAGUUCUGGUGGAAUAGGAGACUCUACAUCUGAUUCAAUAUCUCCACAGCUGGAGUCAUAUCUGUCGGAUAGGACAGGUGGACGAAUAGAUCAGGUUGCUUUGCAACAACAGUAUUCAGCACAGUUAGAAGCUAAACUCAAAGAAAGAGACACAUAUUGGGAACAGAAAAUUGAAGAACUAAAAUUGUCACUUGCGACUGUACAAGGCGAAGAAGCAGCAGCAGCGCAGGCGGUAGCCAGAACUGCCCAAGCUGAAGCUGCAAAGGCUAUUAGUGAAAGGGAUGCAGCUGGAAAACAACUGAAUGAACUCCGAGCAAGACUGGCUGCAGCUGAGCGGGCACAGGAUAGGCUAGAUGCUGUUACUGAGGAGCUAGAACAGUCGAGAAGAGAAUGGGCCCGUGAGAGAGCAGAGCUCACUGCGACGUUAGGGGCGGCUGACGCGCGAGUUCGCGAUCUUGCAGACGGUUUGGCUCUUGUUAAGGCCGCCUUGCCUGUAGAAAGUCCACAUCAUCACAUGCAUGAAGACGACAAAAGAGAAAUAACACCAACAGGGUGUGCACAGUACGACAGAGUGUGCAGGGAACACGCAGUGUUGACACGACAACUGCAAGAGGCCAAAAUGGCUCUGGCCGAUGUUAAGACGUCUUGGAGUGGACAAAUCGCAUCUCUGGAGACUCAGGUGGCGCGACUAUCGCGGCAAGCGGGGGAAGAGGGGGCGGAGCGGCGACGCGUAGAGGGGGAAAAGAAAGAACUGCAGGAGAAGUUGGUGAAUAUUACCGCCGAGUUGGAGAAGACGAGGCAACAGUUAGCUAACAGCGAUGCUAAGGUGGUGCGUUUAAACGGCGAAGUUCAUUCCCUGGCGAUGGAGGUGAAGUCGCUGCGCAACUCGGCCAGUCACGCCGGAGAAAAAGCAAUGGAUCUUCAGACCAAAAUAGAAGAAUUAACACAAGAAAACAAGGAAUUGUCAGAAGCUCUCGAGAAUGAGAGAACGCUGGUCAAGAUCCUCAAAGAGAAGGUGGAUAAGUCGAACAGGCUGUACGACGAGCAGCAAGCAGAGAUGAACCAUUUAAACUCAGUGGUGACAGAUAUGCAGCAUGACUUCAUUGAUGUACAAAGGAAAUAUGACAAGGAAAAACGCGAAAAGGACGAAGCACUGCUCCGCAACGCACACAUGUCACAAAGCAUCGAGAUGAGCCAAUGCAAUGUGCGAUACCAGGAGACCGAGAUUACGGACCUUAAGGCCAAGAUUACUGAAUUGGAAGGAAUCGUCGCGCAACAUAAAGAGAUCCAGGCGGAAUGCAUGCUAAUAAAGGAAAACGAAGUGGCCCGAAAGACUGAAAUCGAACAACUCAAAACUCGAAUACAUGAGAUGGCAGAGAGCGAAAGCACACUCAAAAAGACUAUACAAGACUUAGAAACUGAAAUCUGUGAUAAAAAUAAGAAAAUAAAAACUCUAGACAAUCGGAUAUCUGAUAUGAAGAAAACUCUCCAGCGAGAAUUGCAGAGCACCAAGUCUGAUCUCUCCUCGGCAGAAGAGCAAGAUAUUAGCAGAAGAUACUUAAAACACGUAGUUCUCCGGUUCCUAACAGCCAGGGAACUAGAAGCUCGCCAGUUGACCCGCGCACUCUCUGUUCUGCUAAGACUCACUGCACACGAGGAGGCUCUACUUCGCUCCGCUCUCCCUCCACGUACCGGUCUCUCUUCGUGGUUCCCUUCACUUAAUAAUACUUGAUCUUAAAGCUGGUAUCAGUGAGAAUUUUAGUUAUCCUAAUACCGGAAACUUUGAAUUCAGAUGUAUUCAGCUUCAGUAUUUGGUAAACAAAUGAUUUUAUUCCGAAAUGGUAGACAUUCAUAAAAUGACUAUAAAAACCUAUUUAAAUAUUGGAGUUAUCGUGCACAUUUUAACUUAUAUUUGUUUGAUUUGACCAUUGUCAAAUUUAUUUUCGUUUUGCAAAAAUUAUCAUUAUUAAUUUAUCGUGUUAAAUUACAGUUAAUUGUAACUGUAACAUUAUAUUAAGUAACUAUCAUUAUGUUAAAAAUGCAUCGUUUUUAUUGUUUAUGAAUAAGUUUUUAGAGAACGACUGUUGUUCUAUAGAAUUUUAAAAUGUGAUUUUUUGUACAUUUCUUAAGUAUCCUAACGUUCGACGCUAAAACUUUAUAGACUUAGAUUUGAUAUAAUUAUUA
Molecule: messenger RNA, 2359 nt
Organism: Hyposmocoma kahamanoa
Lineage: Eukaryota; Metazoa; Arthropoda; Insecta; Lepidoptera; Cosmopterigidae
Gene: Golgin97
Product: golgin subfamily A member 1-like
Exons: 14
Coding region: 42-1907 (621 amino acids)
Cellular component (GO): Golgi apparatus
Source: RefSeq, a predicted model, not a curated record